AUGCUCCUGCUGCUCCUCUCCGCCUUUAUCCAGUACGCCAUCGCCACACUCGAGAAUAUCACAGUUGAUGAUACAGAUGGACGCUUCGUGUACCAAGGGACUUGGAACGACCAUUCCAUCUAUAACUCAGUCUUGGACUAUGGCGGAAGCCACUCUCUGAGCGGAGAUGGUUCUGCAGACGCCACUUUUACAUUCACAGGAGUUGCUGUCUACUACCUCGCACCGCUUUGGCCGUACAAAGUCGAUACCGAAGUCACACUAGACAAUGGGCCAUCCACCACCGUCGAUCUGACGGACACUUCUGUUACAUCGGUUGGGAAUGGCUCAGAAACAAUCAUGUGGGAUGUACGAUGGAGCGAGACCGGACUGAGCAAUACUCCACAUACUCUUCGGAUGUCCAUGGCGCCUGACGGGCAGUACAUCGUCGUCGAUGCAAUUAAG
Guyanagaster necrorhizus is the source of this 441-nucleotide messenger RNA. RefSeq lists its product as uncharacterized. The annotation marks the transcript as partial. The record is from RefSeq and is a predicted model, not a curated record. The transcript is spliced from 2 exons. NCBI's taxonomy places the organism in Eukaryota, Fungi, Basidiomycota, Agaricomycetes, Agaricales, Physalacriaceae.